Molecule: messenger RNA, 2009 nt
Organism: Clupea harengus (Atlantic herring)
Lineage: Eukaryota; Metazoa; Chordata; Actinopteri; Clupeiformes; Clupeidae
Source: RefSeq, a predicted model, not a curated record
AGACUCUCGCCAUGACAACCAGCACAAACAAAAGGACAGCUCCCCCUGGAUAGCUGUCGGCAGGGACAGGCUCUGGGAAUGUCUCCGAAAAUCUCAAAGGCAAUCUGAUGAAACAUGCUCAAUGGCAACAAUGUAUGUAAAAUCCCAGCCAAGCAAAGCCAGCUUCAUUCCUCUACUAAUGGGAGUAACACAGAAGAACAUCACUUUCAUUGUGGACACGUCAGAGGCUAUAAGUGCUAUGUUAGGGGCAGUGAAAGACUUGCUUAUCCAGACUUUGCUAGCAAAGGCCUCACUCCGAGAUUCACUCUUCAACAUUGUCAGCUGCUCAUACAAGGUAACAAAAUGGAGGAAUCUCUCUGUUGUUUGCGCUCCUGAUACCGUGUUUGAAGUGCUAGGAUGGAUCCACUCUCUUGACACGUGUCCAGGCAGCGACCUUCUGACCGCUCUGGAGGCAGCUUUCUCGGACCCUCACUGCCAGGCUGCCCAUUGGUUGACCAGUGUUUUGCCUGAUCGCCCAGAGCAUUUCCUGAGAGGGCUGUCCACCAUGACACUGUGCCCAGUGCAUGUCUUCUUCCUGUCUCAUAACAGUCAGUUGGAGAGUAGAACUUUGGACUUCCUUCAGUGUCUGACUUCUGCCACUGGAGGGAGCUGCCAUCUUCUCCUGCUGGGCUUGAAUGGCUCCAUAGACAAGGUGUCUAUGUUGUAUGCUGUUGACAGUGCAAUAACCAGUCUGAGGGGGUCUGAAGAAAGUUGCUGUGGCUUGGGGAGACCUUUGGCACUAGCCAUGCAUUCUGUGCCAAUCUCCGCUCACAGAUUUCAGCAUGGAAAUCCCUUCGCUCCCAUAAUAACUUGCGGGUCAGAGAGUACCACAGGGCUCUCCCAGCUUUACCCUGGUUGCCGUGUCCUGGCCAGCAGGGAGACGGAUGGACUAUACUACCUGGGGACCAUAAGAGAACAAAUCCUGAACCACAGGGGAGUGUUCCUAGUGGAGUUUGACAGGCAGUAUCCAAAGGACUCCCCAGACUCCACUUCACCAUUUCAGCUGGUAUGUCCACCUGACAUGGUGCACCACACCCAUGCCCACAUCCACAGCCUGGUGCCAGGGGACACUGUUCUGGCUCCAUGGGGUCCAGAGCUGUGGAAGUAUGGCCCUGGAAGAGUGCUGACAGGCUCGGAACCCAGGGAUCCAUUCAGAGGGGUCAUAGGAAGUGGCCUCAGGGUUCUCUUUUGGAAUGGAAUAGAGGCAACUGUCCCUCCUGACUUGGCUUUGUGGAUCCCAGCCUCCCAACAUGAGCACAUUGUAAGGGAGCUACAACGUUUUCUGAAGACCCAGUGCAUCCACACCACCACUCACUGUGCUCCUGCUGUACUGCGGGGAUGCUGUGUCUGCUCCAUGAGUUGUUGCCACUCAGCGUCUCAGUGCCACAGCUCCGUGAUGCCACUGAAGACCCUCUGUCUGCCGACCACCCACCACUUCCUCACACAAGAGCAGAGUCAGAGGGAGCAGCUCAUGAGGAAGGUUGACCUUAAGCUGCAGGAGCUCCACACAAGUGCAGCAACCCCCACCAGACCUCUUCUAUCAGCCUUUUCUGACGGCGAGGAUGACAAAGAUGAGGAAGGUGACAGAGGAUACCCAGGGCUGGAGCUUGUAAGCCAGGCAGUGAAUACAGACCUGUCCUUCCUGGGUCCAACCAGGGCAGAGCCCCAGAGCAGACCCAGCUGGAGGUACUGGAGAAGUAGUCCUACUGAACCUCAUCAUAAGAAACCCGAAAAGCUGGCAAUGGGAAGCAUCUUGCCUGUCAGCAUCGGUUCACCUGAGCUUCAGAUGAGACGUAUAAAUCAGAGCUCUGUGUUUCAGAAGAUUCCCGGGUCAGCAGGGAGAAAGGCCACUAUUCAGGAGAUAUUUAGUAUUACCAAACCUAAACUACAUCAGACAGCUGGACACUACAUGUUAGAAGCUGGAAAAACUAUGCAAGAAUAGGCUAAGAAUGUGUGAGUAUCAGUGUUUU